AACCAUGAACGCGACAGCUGAUAUUUGUGAUUUGGCUGAUGUGUCGUCGAUGUGGUUGAACGCGAUAGCCAGCGAUAGCGUUGGAUAAGUUACAAAUUGUUACUAUUGUUGGUUAAAUAAUUCGAAAAUCCAAGUAUCGUAUUAUAAUUGAAAGAAAAGUAACGAGUAUGAAUGUAAUAAUAAAUAAUUGUAAACUAACAAUGAGGAUAGCCGGCAAUUUAUUGAAGAACCGUGAUAACCUUUCGAGAAGAUAUGCCACUACUAUAGCCGACUACAAAAUUACUUGGGUACGACCAGCGAAAGUCUCGAAUAUAUCGUUUGAAAAGUCGGGUGACCAAGGGUUAGACAUUCAUGUAAAAUCAUCUGAUUUUGGCAAAAUGUACAACGAGUUACCUGAACUGCAAAAUGCUAGCGAUAUUGUUAAAAAGAUGUUUACGUUACAAUUUCUACCUCGCAAAGAAACGAUUAAUGUCAGGAGGGAGAAGGUAUUAGAAUUGGUCAAAAGGCACAGAUUAGAUCGAAAAUCGCCAGAAGCUCAGAUUGCCAUUAUGACUAGCGAUAUACAUCAGCUGCAACAAUAUUUAACAGAAAAUCCCAAGCAUACGACAGUAAAGGUUCAAUUGCUGGAAACGAUAGCGAAGCGAAGGAAAAUGUUGAAAUUCUUGCGACGAUGGGAUUAUCGACGUUUCGAAUGGAUCUUGGAGAGACUCAAUCUUGUUUACAAACCGACACCCGAAUUACCACAUCAGAUUACCAGAAAAGAUUCUUUAAGACGAUUAACAGAAAAGCAUUGUGACAAACUUGUGCAAGAAAAAUUACAUGUUUACAAAACAGAAUUGAAAAAGCUGCAAAAGGAUUUUUAUAUAGAAAAGGCAGAGAAGCUUGCGUUUAUCAGGGAGGAAGAAUUAGCAUGUGGAUUACAACCAUCGAUCAGUGAAGAGGAUAUCGCAUGCGCCAAGCAAAAAGCAAGGGAAUAUGAAACCGAUGGGAAAAUAUAACUUGAGAACUAGAUAAGAGUAAACAAAAAUUACCGUCGAUAUGUAUUUUUUUACAUUUCAUUUUGUCAACAUCUAAUUGCGCAACAUUUGUUUCCAUUAUUUAUAAUUUAUGGUAACCGAUUUAUCAUAACUUUGUAUCGAAUUGGUUGAAAAAAGUGAUUAUGACAAAA
This is a messenger RNA of Solenopsis invicta (red fire ant), 1168 nucleotides long. It is a transcript of the gene bonsai, whose product is annotated as 28S ribosomal protein S15, mitochondrial. The transcript has 4 exons. Gene Ontology annotation, biological process: translation. Gene Ontology annotation, molecular function: structural constituent of ribosome. The record is from RefSeq and is a predicted model, not a curated record. Bases 168 to 998 code for a protein of 276 amino acids. Lineage: Eukaryota; Metazoa; Arthropoda; Insecta; Hymenoptera; Formicidae. Gene Ontology annotation, cellular component: ribosome.